This is a messenger RNA of Ipomoea triloba (trilobed morning glory), 852 nucleotides long. RefSeq lists its product as uncharacterized. Gene Ontology annotation, molecular function: catalytic activity. The coding region runs from base 1 to 852 and encodes 283 amino acids. Lineage: Eukaryota; Viridiplantae; Streptophyta; Magnoliopsida; Solanales; Convolvulaceae. The record is from RefSeq and is a predicted model, not a curated record. The transcript has a single exon.
AUGAGUUGUUUAUCUUGGAACUGUCGUGGGCUUGGGAACCCAUCGACCGUUCAGGUUCUAGUGGACUUGAUCCACUCUAAGAAGCCCAAUAUUGUGUUCCUUAUUGAAACUUUUGUUGGUUUGAGGAGACUUCAGCCCAUUAAGCAGAGGUUGGGUUACGCGGGUCUGUUUUCGGUUGAUAGUAUUGGUCAUAGAGGUGGCUUAGCCUUGUUGUGGAAGGAGGGGACGGAAGUGGAUAUCAAGUCGUUCUCUGCGAACCACAUUGAUGCGGAGGUAUGUUUGAGCUCUGGAGAUUUGAAGUGGCGGUUCACAGGAUUCUAUGGAUGUCCGGAGAGGGUAAGACGGUCGGAGUCGUGGAAUCUCCUUAAACAACUAGCGGUUCGUAACUCUUUACCGUGGGUUGUAUUGGGUGAUUUUAAUGACAUUCUCUAUCCGAACGAGAAACGGGGUGGCAACCCGCAACCAAGAAGACUAAUUGAGGGUUUCAGUGAUACGGUUGAAACAAGUGGCUUGAGGGAUUUCAAGUUUGAAGGUUAUCAGUAUACUUGGGAGCAAUCUAAAGGCACUCCUAAUUGGGUGGAAGCUAAAUUGGAUAGGAUUCUGACUUCAGAUACUUGGUGUGAGCUAUUCCCUUCUGCUAAAGCUACUUCAGUGAUAGUUUCUAAAAGUGAUCAUUUGCCUUUAUUUCUGGAGGUUCUCCCGAACAAUAAUCACCGCCAGAAAGCUAGAUUCAAGUUUGAAAAUUUGUGGUUAAGGGACAAUACGAGCAGGGAAAUUAUGAUUGAGAGCUGGUCUCGUUCGAGUGGACUCCAUCUGAUGGAUAGAAUUGGCCGCUGUGGUAAGGCCAUCUAG